This is a messenger RNA of Jaminaea rosea, 1548 nucleotides long. RefSeq lists its product as hypothetical. The coding region runs from base 1 to 1548 and encodes 515 amino acids. Lineage: Eukaryota; Fungi; Basidiomycota; Exobasidiomycetes; Microstromatales. The record is from RefSeq and is a predicted model, not a curated record. The transcript has a single exon. Gene Ontology annotation, biological process: nuclear inner membrane organization. Gene Ontology annotation, cellular component: chromosome, centromeric core domain; mitotic spindle pole body; nuclear inner membrane.
AUGGCUGGCGAGUCAAGUGGCAGCCCGGCAUCCACACCCAAACGUUACGCCCUUAGCAGCUCAGUCGCAUCCACCCUCCGCGGCGACGAAAAGGACGCUCACAAGCUCUUCUGCAGGCGCUGUCUUACCAAUUUACAAAUCCAGUCCACCCUGCUCUCACAGCACGACCCCACCACAGAAGGCCAAGCCGGGGCAGAGGAGCAGCUACGCGCAAGUUUGGACGCCCGCUACCCGAUCCUGUGCGCCGAAUGUCGGCCCGCGGUUGAGGCGAGGCUGAAGGCCAAGAAUGAGGAUGCGAGGAGAGAAAUUUGGAGAGACAUCAUGGAUGAGGCAAAGGGAAGAAGAUCGCGCCCGGCCAUGAGUGCGGCUAUGGGAAGGGGAAGGUCAAGGCGGCACCGGCAGGGCUAUGAUGCGACUGCGGCAUUCGUCUCUCGAUGGCUCGUCGCUGCGGCUUGGUUGCACGUUCUUGCUGCAGGGCUUGUGGCAGGCUUUGUGCUUGCUAUCACUACAUCGCGCCGCCUCCCUCUGCCGCCGCCGCUUCACCUCCUGACGGCCUCCAUUGCCUCGCACCUCGCCUUCACCCACAUCGUCCUCCAGCCUCGAAUCGAUUUCGCUCGACAACAAGCAGAAGAGCGCGACCCGAUUCUCGAUGCUGGCGUGGGCUCUGAAGAGGAGGAGAUGAUCAAGUCGAGCAUCGCAACAGCCCGCGCGCUGCGGUGUCUCGUCGCUCUAUCCUGGGUACAUCUCAUCGCAGCAGCUCUCGCGCAAGACGGCCUGCCCUAUGUCGUCAAGGAGGCCUCCAAUGCCCAUCUGCGAAGAAGCGGACGCGCAAUAUACGCUGUAAUGGCCUCAGCCCAGAUUGCAAUUCUCGCACGUCACCUCACCAAGCAGCAUCAAAGCGCGUCCACCGCACGCAACGUCAAACAGCUCGAUCAUCGUGCCCUUGCAACUUACUCUUUGUCGGCCGACGCAGGCGCAGACCCUUCAUCUUCCGCGACAUACGACUCCUUCCUCUCCUCCAUAUCAAAGGAGACGGACUCCCUCCUCGCCCCGCAACACGACGCGGCCGCUCCUUCUCCCCACUUUGGUUCAGCAACCUCGACGAGACCGCAGCGCGCUCCCCUAUCGUCAGCUGGUGUGGUCGGCGAAGAAGAGGAGGAGGAAGAAGAGGCGAUGGAUUGGCAGCCGAGCCCAGAUCGAGACGACAGCGAUGAGAGAGCAGGAGUGGCUGCGAGAAAUCGAGUCGCACCGAGCCUGGGUCCGCAACGCUUCUAUGCGCCUGAACAGCUGACUGGCCUCGAGGGGCUUUUGCAAGGCGGGCUGAGCCUUGAUAGCGACGGGAUCGGGACGGGGAGGAGAGGAAGUUCGACUUCAUUGAUAGGUCAAGGGGACGGCGCGAGGACGGUCAAGCUUGCAACAUUGCUCCACAUCGCUGUGGGAGCGGCCGCUGCUCUCCUUGUCGUUGCGGUGGGGAGGUGGAUCACUGCGUUGCAUUGGAGAUUCGACUGGAGAGGGGUGUAUGAGGCUUGGAUACCAGUGAGACAAUAA